UAGUGCUGAUGAUACGUUGCUGUCGCUUGAGCCGUUCUACGCACCUGAGGCAAAGACCCGCGCAGAGUACAAAGGACGCGAUGUGGUAUUAAUAGGCACGGAUGUGGGGGGGGAUAGCCAGACUGACAGCGGGUACCCUCGAACUGUCAUGGAGUGGAGACGAGGCACUCCCUUAACUGAAGCCCAGGUGACGUACACGGGUGAGAAGGCGGAUGUGGCGGUGAGUGGGGCUGUGAGUGAUCAGCGCAGUCGAGGCGGCCGAGUGUAUGAAUGGAGACACCGCUCUAUGACAUUCUACACGUCCAAGCAAUCCAUUAGGACGCUCACGCCGUCUAUGGAGAACGGUGCAUAUACACUCACUUCGGCUGGAGAUGGGAACGGGCUGGAUGGUUGGCGGGAUGUUGACAUUCCGGAGGACGCCCACUGUUCCUUAUUUGGGUCACAGCUAAUAAUAGAACACCGCUCAGAGUACCUGGGACACCCAGCGGGAUCCCUUUUGGCGGUCGAUCUGGAUAACUUUCUAGACAAAGGCGCUGAGGACUGUGCCGCUGAGGGUUUGGUGACUACACUGUUCACGCCCACAGACCACCGGUCGCUAGAGGGAAAGAGAGGCACCAAGAACUACCUACUUGUCACUAUGCUGGAAGACGUCAAGACUAAACUCGCCUUCUGGCAAUGGGACCAAGGCAAGUGGUUGUCCGUUGGAGAGGAGAGCCAGGCCCAGAUUGCGUCGUCCUCGUGCAGGCCCGUAGACUCAGAUACUGUGGACACCUUCUGGUUCACUACCAGCAGCUUCACCGCUCCGUCCACGCUAUAUCAGGCAGACAUUGCCGAAUAUGGUACCGAUUGCACUAAGCCCGAGAACAUGGAGUUCAUGAAACAACUGCCACAGAUGUUCAACGCCGACGGUCUGAGUGUGCAGCAGAUGUUCGCCACGAGCGCUGAUGGAACGAAAGUACCGUACUUUGUGGUUGGCAAAGAAGGCAUGCCGCGGGAUGGUAGUACACCCACCAUUCUGUACGGCUAUGGGGGCUUUGAGGUGUCGCUCACACCCAGCUAUGCGAGUAUCAUGGGGGCUGGCUGGUUGGAGCGUGGUGGUUGUUAUGUAACCGCUAACAUCAGAGGCGGAGGCGAAUACGGCCCGAAAUGGCACCGCAGUGCUCUGAGAGAGAAGCGACAGAACGCGUACGACGACUUCAUAGCUGUGGCAAGGGACCUGAUAGCACAGGGGAUCACGUCUCCAAAGCAUUUGGCAGCUAGAGGGGGGUCGAAUGGUGGCCUUUUAAUGGGCAACAUGCUGGUGCAACAACCCAAGGGACUGUGGGGUGCGAUACACUGUGCGGUGCCUCUGCUGGACAUGCGCAGGUAUCACACUCUUCUGGCGGGCGCUAGUUGGAUGGCUGAGUACGGUAAUCCCGACACAGCCGAUUGGGACGAAUUCCUGCACAAGUACUCUGCAUACCACGUCUUGUUGGAGAUGACUGGACAGGGCUCUGGCGAACAGGCCCAAGACUCGUUCAGCGAGAGUGUGAUCGACACUCCCAUCCUCUUCACCACAAGCACUCGAGACGAUAGGGUGCACCCCGCACACGCACGCAAGAUGGUGAAGGCCCUGGUGGAUGCGCAGAGUAAGCAGGGUUGUGUAGCAUCCCCUGUGUACUACUAUGAGAAUAUUGAGGGAGGCCAUAAGGGAGCGGCCGAUAACAAGCAACAGGCCUUUAUGCAGGCGCUUACCUACGAGUUCCUGUGGAAGACUGUGGGUCCCGAUGCUAAUGUGGACUAAUAUCGAGUGGGCUGGGGAUCUGGUGCUAAGACUGAGUUUUGAUUGAACUUGUGAGUUUGAUGUAGCAAUGGACUGAGAGAGCUCGUUGAUGUACCUUGAGAAUAAUCCAAGACGUUUGUUGGUAUUAUGACUAAGUAGCUGCCAAGAACUAGUAGUGUGCCUCUAAGCUGACUCUCGCCGUUAAAUUCAUAUAUGAAAAUGCCGUGCAUGAUAAGUUUGCGGAGUUGGUUGUGUUGGUAGAUAUAUAUAUAUAUAUAAAUAUAUACUAGUAUUGGGUUGGAUCUACGCUGGAUAUAUAGGGGGAAUUUAAUGGAACCUGCAGCGACACUUAACUUAGCAAUAAAUCAUGAGGCGACACUUUUCGCAGUGUUUGCUUUGGAGCACAAAAACAUAUGCCUUGGGUCCGAGUCCUAGCAUUGUCUCUGUAUUGAUUGCAUGUUUUCUCAUGUGAU
This is a messenger RNA of Sphaeroforma arctica JP610, 2235 nucleotides long. RefSeq lists its product as hypothetical. The record is from RefSeq and is a predicted model, not a curated record. The annotation marks the transcript as partial. Gene Ontology annotation, cellular component: cytosol. Lineage: Eukaryota; Ichthyosporea; Ichthyophonida. Gene Ontology annotation, molecular function: serine-type endopeptidase activity; oligopeptidase activity. The transcript has 11 exons. Gene Ontology annotation, biological process: proteolysis.